Messenger RNA from Columba livia (rock pigeon), 1530 nucleotides. Its product is annotated as ubiquitin carboxyl-terminal hydrolase 36-like. Gene Ontology annotation, molecular function: cysteine-type deubiquitinase activity. The transcript is spliced from 10 exons. The record is from RefSeq and is a predicted model, not a curated record. Gene Ontology annotation, biological process: protein deubiquitination; regulation of apoptotic process. Gene Ontology annotation, cellular component: cytosol; nucleus. NCBI's taxonomy places the organism in Eukaryota, Metazoa, Chordata, Aves, Columbiformes, Columbidae. The coding region runs from base 1 to 1530 and encodes 509 amino acids.
AUGACGUCACAACAAGCCCCGCCCCCGUCAGGCUCCGCCCCUGGCGUUGCCGGGACGCGCAGGCGCAGCUCAGUCCUGUUCUGGACGCGGAGCGGAGCGGACGGCGAAGGCGAGGGGAGGAGUCAGUGGGCCGAGCCGAGCGCGAGCGACCGCAGCGAAGGGCGGGACUUGAGGAGGAGGCGCGGGAAGCGUGUGUGGUGGUGGAGAGGGAGAGGCCGAGAGACCGGCGCGACCUCGAGGCGGUGGCACGUGCGGCGACACGCCAUGGCGGGCACGGCGAAGCCGAGGGAGCUGCUGAAAGCGCGGCGGGACGCGGGCGAGGCCGGGGCGCUGGGCCGGCUGCUGAGCACCUCGGCCACGAAGGUGCUGCUGCACAAGAUCGAGUUCCAGCCCGCCAGCCACGGCUUCUCCGGCCAGCCGGAGCUGCUGCGGGCCAAGUACCUGCUGCUCAACCCCCGCACCGAGCCCGCCAAGCACCCCCGCAGCGCUGAGGAGGGACAGCCGGGCAAGCAGGGCAGCGACCGGACCCCGGGGCGCCUCGGGGACGGCGUCCCUGCGCCCCAGAAGGGGCUGUUCCCUGCAGGGCGCCUCGCCAUGCAGUGGCAGCGUGUCCAGCGCAUCGGCGCCGGGCUGCUCAACCUGGGAAACACCUGUUUCCUCAACGCCACCCUGCAGUGCCUCACGUACACGCCACCGCUCGCCAACUACCUGCUGUCCAGGGAGCACAGCCGCACCUGUCACCAAAGCGGCUUCUGCAUGAUGUGCGUCAUGCAGAACCACGUCACGCAGGCGUUCGCGAACAGCGGCAGCGUGAUAAAGCCAGUGUCCUUUGUCCGAGACCUCAAGAAGAUCGCCCCGCACAUCCGCUUCGGCAGGCAAGAGGACGCACACGAGUUCCUCCGUUUCACCAUCGAUGCCAUGCAGAAGGCCUGCCUGCCCGACUGCACCGAGUUGGAUCGCCAGACCCAAGCCACCACCCUGAUCCACCAGAUCUUUGGCGGUUCCCUGCGGUCCCGUGUGAAGUGCUCGAUGUGCAAAGCAGUCUCGGACACCUUUGACCCCUGUCUGGACCUGCCGGUGGAGAUCACGCAAGCCGCAAACGUAGAGCAGGCACUGGAGCUGUUUGUGAAGCCAGACCUGCUGGGCGGAGAGAACGCCUACCUGUGUGACAAAUGCAAGAAGAAAGUGUCGGCAACCAAACGCUUCACCAUCCACCGAGCGCCCAAGGUUCUCACGCUUGCUCUGAAGCGUUUUGCCGACUUCACCGGAGGCAAGAUCACAAAGGACGUGGGCUACCCUGAGCUCCUGAACAUCCGCCCGUACAUGUCCCAGACCAGCGGGGAUCCGGUCAUGUACGGGCUCUACGCGGUGCUGGUGCACUCGGGGUACAGCAGCCACGCAGGACACUACUACUGCUACGUGAAGGCCAGCGACGGGCAGUGGUACCAAAUGAAUGACAACGUGGUCCGCCCCAGUAACAUCAAGGUGGUCCUUAACCAGCAGGCGUAUGUGCUGUUCUACCUCAGGUGA